Messenger RNA from Cladophialophora carrionii CBS 160.54, 501 nucleotides. RefSeq lists its product as uncharacterized. Bases 1 to 501 code for a protein of 166 amino acids. The record is from RefSeq and is a predicted model, not a curated record. NCBI's taxonomy places the organism in Eukaryota, Fungi, Ascomycota, Eurotiomycetes, Chaetothyriales, Herpotrichiellaceae. The transcript has a single exon.
AUGGCCGGCGGCAAAUCCCUCAAAGAGUCCGCGGCAUCGAACCCGACAGCCCUGGGUGAUCCUGUUUCGCUGAAGGCCGAGAAGUCUGACACCUCGCCCACGGAACAGGACCGGCCGAACAAGACGGGCGAGAAUACGAUCGAACACGACAAGCCGAAUCAAAGUGCCCAGCAUCCAGCGCUUCAGGGCGGCGGCGGCGGCAGCGGUGGGCCAUCGAGUCGCGUGCAGGGUGUCAAACAACUCGCGCCCACGGAGCAGGACAUCAACCAGAGCACGCAGAAUCCCACGCUGCAGCCAUCGGACAAGCAUAAUCAGAGUCUGAAGGAGCUCGCGAAGAAGGAUCUGGGCCAGGCCGAGAAGGGCAAUCGCUCCAUGAUAGGAGAUCCUGUCAGUUUGAAGGCCGAAACGAGCGACACAGAUCCAGUAAAGGAUGGUGGCGAGCGGGAGGACGGGACUGGAAGAAGUGGGAAAACUGGCAAGGGCCGAGAUUCAAAGCUCUAA